CCUGCUUUCGCGCGCGCUAGAGCGCGCUAUUCAAAACAAGACGUGAACCGCGGUCAAAGCAAGCACAGUUGUUUUGAGCGGGUUACUCACUAAGUAUCUCCUGAAUGUAGCGGUCUGGAUUUUUCCUUUGUGUUUAUCGUAGUUACUUUACAGUGGUCCUGAAGAUGUUGCCCAACCUUACUUCAAGAAAGAGGAAGCAGUGCUCUCCUGACCUUGAUGGAAACCCUGCAAAGAGGCAGAUCAUCAAUGGCUAUAGCCCUCCUAGGAGAUCAUCCCCUCGCAACGCCCAACCUUCCAUCCAAAAGAUGUGUGCUGGUCAUCUUGAGAAGGAGAACCAUUCACCCAUGAAAUCACCAGGAAGGAGACCGCGCACUUCGCCUCCAAUGCCUCUUACCCCUAAAAAAGGCUCCAGGAACUCUCUGCUGGAAGAACCCCCAAAAAAGCAGAGGUCUCCUCAGAAGGUGACUAAGCAGAGGUCUCCUCAGAAGGUGACUAAGCAGAGGUCUCCUCAGAAGGUGACUAAGCAGAGGUCUCCUCAGAAGGUGAUUGUAGCAGGUUCCUUCUACAGUAAACAGAAGGUUUUGUAUCUCACACCCCUGGAUAGGAAGCUGCUGAAGGAAACCAAAUCUCCUCCGUCCAAAUCCGUCGAGGAGAAGCCCAACCCUCCACCUUCUGUGGGGAAACCCAAAGGCAAGAGAGGCCGGCCGGCAAAGAAGAUUACAUCAUCGAAAGUCCAGAAGCCCAGCAUUAAGGGCUACCUUUCAGCAAAGGUCAGUGUGAAUAAGGUGACUCCCAGCUCCAAGGUUGACACAAUGAGCUCUGGGUCAGAAGCCUCUAAGAAAACUCCCAUGAUUACCUUUGGUAGCCUGAAGAACAAGGCCAAACCUAAGAUCCUUGUAGGUGCUGCUUUCUUUGCUUCUGGCAAAAAGCCUGCUGCUAUGUUCAAACGGGCAGUGCCAUGGAAGCCCAAACAGACUGUAGGUCAGGAGAAGGGCAAAGCCGAGGCUCCUCCAGAGAAGGAGAAAUGCAGUGAGAAGGAAGAGGACCAGCAGCGGCGUUCCCCGAUUCGACACUCCGUCUUUGCCAGGAAGCCGCCGCAAAAGGACAUGCCCAGGUUACCAGCUGAGCUCACAAACACGGAGAAACCAAAGGAAACGACCACGGACGUGCCCCUGAGUCCUGAGGUGGGCUCCCCCCGUGCCUUCCUGGAGAAGCAUGGCAUCAUGAAGGACCUCAAAAUCGUGCUAAGGAGAUCUGUGUCCCCCAGUAACACCGUUUCUUCUCUGGACAAUGUCUGCACACAGGAGUCAGAUAAUGAAAUGGGCUCUGGUACAGAGUUUGACCUUAGUGACAUCAAUCAUUCACCAGAUGACAGCAGUUCUGAUGAAGAUUCAUCUGCUGUGUACCCCAUCUUUGGCUCCAAGAGAUCCCAGAGGAAGAAGGCCCUGUCCUCCCCCAGGACAUGCAGUACCCCCUCAGGUCUGUCCAGCAGCCUCACGCCCUCAUUCAAGGACCGGAGCAGCGCCCGCACCAGGCGGGAAGGCAGGAGGUGUGACGACGACCAGCUCAUUAUCGACGCGGGUCAGAAACAGUUUGGAGCAACCACCUGUGGCUCUUGCGGGAUGUUGUACAGUGCGGACAGCCCAGAGGACAAGCUGCAGCACAGUCAGUUCCACCAGCGCUUCCUGGACGCUAUCAAGUUUGUGGGCUGGAAGAAAGAGCGUGUGGUAAAUGAGUUCUGGGACGGUAAAAUACUUCUCGUUCUCCCUGAUGAUCCAAAGUAUGCAACAAGAAAGGCAGAGGAUGUGCGCAAGGUGGCGGACAGUGAGCUGGGCUUCCAGCAGAUCACCCUGAGCAGUCCCAACUCGGCCAAGACCUACCUGUUCGUCAACAGCGACAAGAUGGUAGUGGGCUGCGUGGUGGCAGAACAGAUCCGACAGGCGUUCCGUGUGCUUGAGCAGGCUCAGCAGCCGCAGCCACAGAAGAAGGUGUCUGCGGAUCAGGAGGACAUUUUGGAGCGUCACCGGGCUUGGUGCUGCUCCACGGUGCCCGAGCGCGCCAUCUGCGGGAUCAGUCGCGUCUGGGUCUUCAGCCUGAUGAGGAGGAAGAGCAUCGCCACGCGCAUGCUGGACACUGUCAGAAAUUCUUUCAUGUAUGGAAGCCAUCUAACUAAAGAGGAGAUUGCUUUCUCUGACCCCACGCCAGAUGGCAAACUCUUCGCCACCAAGUAUUGCGGGACUCCAACUUUCCUGGUCUACAAUUUCAUUGGCUGAUAACACUUGUUAGCAUUGGAUGUUUUGAUUUUUGUAAAGAUUUUUAUUUCAAGUUUUCUUUUUCCUUCAGACGUUGCAUUUUUGUAAAAAGGAGAUAUUGUUAGUUAAUGCAACUUUGAUGUUCAUUUUUAUUAAAAUAUGAAAUGUACUCAUAGUUCCAAAAGUGAUAAUGUGUGAAAGGCACAAAUGAUAUGGGAUCAGAAUGGCUUAGCACAACCUCAAUCCUGAGCUAAUCAGAAUGGCUUAUUAUUCACCAGUCAGUCACAAUUCUACAGCACAAGCUAUGGUAACAAUGCUAUCUCAUGAGCUCUUCUGUUAGUGUCAUACCUUUUUAAAACAAACAGUCUGUAUGAGGAGCUGAAAAGAGGCUGACAUCAGUAUUAAUUCUGAAGUGAUUCUGAUACGCUUUAGAGGUUAGUAUCAGUUACAUAAUUAUUUUGAAGGUCCAGUUGCUGUUUUUUUUUCUCCUUAAAUACUCUACAGUUGUAUUUAGUACUUGAUGUAUAUUGCAUUAUAUGUAAAUAAAAACAUAUC
This is a messenger RNA of Alosa alosa (allis shad), 2807 nucleotides long. It is a transcript of the gene esco2, whose product is annotated as establishment of sister chromatid cohesion N-acetyltransferase 2. The transcript has 11 exons. Gene Ontology annotation, molecular function: protein-lysine-acetyltransferase activity. Gene Ontology annotation, biological process: mitotic sister chromatid cohesion. Gene Ontology annotation, cellular component: chromatin; nucleus. The record is from RefSeq and is a predicted model, not a curated record. The coding region runs from base 165 to 2273 and encodes 702 amino acids. Lineage: Eukaryota; Metazoa; Chordata; Actinopteri; Clupeiformes; Clupeidae.